Leptopilina heterotoma is the source of this 3427-nucleotide messenger RNA. RefSeq names its product dihydropyrimidine dehydrogenase [NADP(+)] (gene su(r)). Gene Ontology annotation, cellular component: cytoplasm; cytosol. Bases 200 to 3265 code for a protein of 1021 amino acids. The record is from RefSeq and is a predicted model, not a curated record. Gene Ontology annotation, biological process: 'de novo' pyrimidine nucleobase biosynthetic process; thymine catabolic process; uracil catabolic process. The transcript has 17 exons. Gene Ontology annotation, molecular function: dihydropyrimidine dehydrogenase (NADP+) activity; iron-sulfur cluster binding; NADP binding. Lineage: Eukaryota; Metazoa; Arthropoda; Insecta; Hymenoptera; Figitidae.
AUUCCCAGUCACUCGAGAUCUUUCUUUUAAAUGUCAAGACCUCCGGACAGAGCAUAUUAAACAUAAAAAAUAAUUCAUAUUUAUUUCGAGUGUUUUUUAAAAAAUAAAAUAAUUUCUUAUAAAGAGACAGAAAUUUUUUUUUUCGUUAACUCGGAGUCAUGAUAAAUAUUUUAAUUUGAAGAUUGUCAAUUAAUAAAACAUGUCAUCUAAAAUUGAAACAAUGAUAAGUCACGAUACUCCUGAUAUUGAGAAUCUACUCAAUUUGAAUCCAAAAAUAAAGCAAUUUACAAAUCUUGUUCCAUCAAUUAAAACAAAAUCGAACAAAAAUCAUUGGAAGCGAAAUAUCCAUGAAAAAUGUGAUGGUUGUUUGAGUUUGACGAAAAAUUUCGAUGACAUUAAAACAACAACAUUAAGUGAAAGGGGAGCAUUAUUUGAGGCUUCAAGAUGCUUAAAAUGUGCCGAUGCGCCCUGUCAAAAAUCGUGCCCAACGCAAUUGGAUAUAAAAUCAUUUAUAACUUCGAUUUCAAAUAAAAAUUAUUAUGGAGCUGCAAAAGCAAUUUUCUCGGAUAAUCCAUUGGGACUUACUUGUGGAAUGGUAUGUCCAACGAGUGAUCUUUGUGUAGGUGGAUGCAAUCUUUAUUCAACUGAAGAGGGGCCUAUUAAUAUUGGAGGAUUACAGCAAUUCGCCACUGAUAUAUUUAAGAAAAUGAAAAUUCCUCAAACCAGAAUUCCUGGCCAGUCGAUUGGCAAUGCAGAGACAAAGAUUGCCCUAAUUGGAUGUGGUCCAGCCUCAAUUUCAUGUGCAACAUUUUUGGCUCGUUUGGGCUACGACAAUAUUACAAUUUUUGAAAAGGAAAAUUUUGUUGGCGGUUUAAGUACAUCAGAAAUUCCACAAUAUCGACUUCCAUUUGAUGUUGUUAAUUUUGAAGUGGAUCUUGUUCGUGAUUUGGGAGUGAAAAUUGAAUUUGGACGGAGUCUCUCAAAAAAGGAUCUGACUAUCCAGGGUUUAAAAACUGAGGGCUAUAGUGUAAUAUUUUUGGGAAUUGGCCUUCCUGAGCCAACAUCAGUUUCAAUUUUAAGCGAUUUAACAAUUGAAAUGGGCUUUUUUACUUCGAAAAAUUUUCUCCUCUCUGUUGCAAAAGGCAGUAAACCAGGAAUGUGUCCCUGUAAGGGUAACAAUUUACCAAAUCUUUAUGGAAAUGUCAUUGUUCUUGGAUCAGGAGACACGGCCUUUGAUUGUGCCACUUCCGCCUUAAGAUGUGGGACGAAAAAAGUUUUUGUCGUUUUCAGAAAAGGAUUCACUAAUAUUCGAGCUGUUGCUGAAGAAAUGGAAUUAGCUCGUCAUGAAAAAUGUGAAUUUUUACCAUUUCAUUCGCCAAAAAAAGUUGUAGUACGAAAUAAAAAAAUAGUGGCAAUUGAAUUUUAUCGAACGGAGCAAAACGAAAAUGGAGAAUGGAUUGAAGCUGAGGAUCAAAUUAUAAGACUGAAAGCUAAUUUUAUUAUUUCCGCCUUUGGUUCUGGAUUAUAUGAUCAAGAUGUUAAAAAUGCAUUAGCUCCUGUUAAGCUAAAUAAAUGGGGUCAACCGGAAGUGAAUGUUGAAACGAUGGCAACUUCAGAACCGGGAAUUUUCUGCGGGGGCGAUAUUGCAGGAGUUUCUAACACCACAGUUGAAUCGGUUAAUGAUGGAAAAACAGCGUCUUGGUUCAUUCAUAAAUAUAUCCAAGAGUCAAAUAAUUGUAAAGUUCCAUUAGAACCUCAAUUACCAAAAUUUCACACUCCAAUUGACGAGGUGGAUAUUAGCAUUGAAAUAUGUGGUUUAAAAUUUGACAAUCCUUUUGGCUUGGCCUCGGCACCACCGGCAACAAGCAGUGCUAUGAUUCGACGAGCAUUUCAAGCUGGCUGGGGCUUCACGGUUACAAAAACAUUUUGUUUAGAUAAGGAUUACGUAACGAAUGUUUCGCCGAGAAUAGUUAAAGGAACAACUUCCAGACAUCGCUAUGGACCAGAACAAGGAAGUUUUUUGAAUAUUGAAUUAAUAUCAGAAAAAAGUGAAAGAUACUGGCUAAAGAGUGUAACAGAGUUGAAAAUUGAUUUUCCAGAGAAGAUUAUUAUAGCUAGCAUAAUGUGCAGUUUCGAUAAAGACGAUUGGACGGAACUUUCAAAAAAAGCCGAAAAUGCUGGAGCUGAUGCUUUGGAAUUAAAUUUAUCCUGUCCCCAUGGAAUGGGCGAAUCUGGAAUGGGCUUAGCAUGUGGACAGGAUCCAGAAUUAGUGAGAAAUAUCUCCCUAUGGGUGCGAGAUGCUGUGAAAAUACCAUUUUUCGUGAAAAUAACGCCCAAUAUCACCGAUGUUGUUAUAAUUGCAAAAGCUGCUUUUGAAGGAAAAGCCGACGGCGUCACUGCAAUUAACACAGUUUCGGGGUUAAUGGGACUACAUGGAGAUGGAUCACCGUGGCCAGUAGUUGGUAGAAAUAAAUUAACAACAUACGGAGGCGUCUCAGGAAAUGCAAUUCGACCAAUGGCAUUAAGAGCAGUUUCUGCAAUUGCUAAUAGUUUACCCGGAUUUCCAAUUCUUGCAACCGGAGGCAUUGACUCAGCCGAAGUUGCUUUACAAUUCUUCCAUUGUGGAGCUUCAGCCAUACAGAUUUGCAGUGCAGUGCAAAAUCAGGAUUUUACUGUAAUAGAUGAUUAUAUAACUGGACUGAAGGCGCUUUUAUAUUUACAAAAUUUGGAUCAAACGAAGAAUUGGGAUGGACAGAGUCCUCCAACAUUGAAGCAUCAGAAAGGAAAACCUGUUUCUCUUACACAUGCACUGGGAGAAAAAAUUCCAUAUUUUGGAGAAUAUCAGAAACUCCGGGAGGAAAAGAUAGCUGAAAUUAAAUUGCAAUCAAAUCCAUUAUCUUUGGAUGCAGAAAUAACUCAAUCGGAUACGAAGACAAAUGGUCCAGUACAGAAAAUAGAAAACAUAAUUGGAAAAAGUCUUCCUCACAUUGGAGUUUACAAAAAAUUAGACAACAACCAACAAGUUGUCGCUCUCAUUGACGACGACAUGUGUAUAAAUUGUGGAAAAUGCUACAUGACUUGUGCUGACUCUGGCUAUCAAGCAAUUACAUUUGAUUCGGAAACCCAUAUUCCAAAAGUGACUGAUGAUUGUACAGGUUGCACAUUAUGUCUCUCGGUUUGUCCAAUUAUCGACUGCAUAGCAAUGGUUCCGAAGACUAUACCUCAUAUCAUCAAAAGAGGAAUUCUCCCGAAAGAUUUGAAAUGAAAGUGCUCAGAAAACUUGAAUUAUUCCAGUUUGGACUAAGCUGAUUUGCUUCUUACACCAUCCGAAAAUUAUUCAUCUUCCUUAAUUUUAUCGUUCCUUUGAAAAAUUAUACUUUCCAUUAUAAUAUUUUACCUGAAAAUAAAAUUAGUUUUAUACACAAUA